This is a messenger RNA of Chinchilla lanigera (long-tailed chinchilla), 561 nucleotides long. It is a transcript of the gene Cfap141, whose product is annotated as chromosome unknown open reading frame, human C1orf189. NCBI's taxonomy places the organism in Eukaryota, Metazoa, Chordata, Mammalia, Rodentia, Chinchillidae. The record is from RefSeq and is a predicted model, not a curated record.
GUGGCAAAUAUCACAUACUCACUGUAUGUGGCAGAUGACAUUGAAUCAGAGGAGAAACCCAUACGCCAUCCUAAGGAUGCAGGACACCAUGGAACGAGAAUUGGCACUGGCUAACAAACAACUGCUGGUGGUCCGGCGAGCUGCCCUGCACCAGCUGUUUGAAAAGGAGCAUCAGCAGUACCAGCAGGAACUCAGCCAGAUGGGCAAAGCUUUUUAUGUGGAGAGACUCUGACAGCCUUCAAAACACUGCUCUUCCAUUCUCAUCGGACCUGUUAACCGAGCCUUGCUGAGUGUCUGCCACCUUGAACUACCGUCCCCAAAUCAACCUGGGCCCCGGAUUUAAAACAAUGCUUAUACUCACCUCUUCGCUGUCUUCCCUACCCGCUAGCCAUUUAGGAAACAAUCUGUGAAAAAAAAUGAUGAAAAACAAGAGUGACGCCUUGUGGUCAGACUGAGAUAUGCAAUGAUAUGCAGUGUCAGCCGGCAAAGGAACGUGCAAUGUUACAGAUGAAAAUCCUGCUUUGGUUUAACCAAUAAAGUUAUAUAAGGAUCACACUUAAA